ACAGUUCACACCUGCAGUGAAGCUCCUCCCACAACAAUUCACCAAUAAAUACUGGGAAUAUUCACAUCAUCCUACAAGAGAAGGACAAACUCCAGGUGUAGCAGCUGAAAUGGAGUUUAUUAAAAAGGAGAUUGAAGACAUGAGUGAUCCAGAACCAUCCAGAAUAAAACAUGAAGAUACUGAGGAACAAAUAGAUCAGAUGGAAGUGAAGGAGCAAAGACACAAACUAAAUGAUGUAAAGAAACACUGUGACUUCAAAACUCAAGGAACAAAAGCCAAAAAGCUGCACACCUGCUCACAGUGUGGAAAGAGUUUCCAAAAUAAAGGAAUCCUUAACAGACACAUAAGAAUUCACACUGGAGAAAAACCGUAUACAUGCACUCAGUGUGGAAAGAGUUUUUCUCAAGCAUCAGGUCUCAGACAUCAUCUGCUCCGUCACUCUGGAGAAAAAACGUUUAACUGUGAUCAGUGUGGUAAAGAUUUUAUUUUGUCAUCAGAUCUAAAACAACACCUGAAAGUUCAUUCAGAUGAGCGGCCUUAUGUGUGUUCUCUCUGUGGAAAGAGUUUUUCAAGAAUGAACAGUUUUAAACUGCACCAGAAAACACAUAAUGAAGUGAAAGAUCAUGUGUGCUUUAAAUGUGGGAAGAGCUUUAUUACAGCUGGCGAUCUGAAACGGCACCAAAGAAUUCAUUCUGGAGAAAAACCUUACAAGUGCUCAUAUUGUGAGAAGAGUUUCACUCAGUCAGGAUCUCUGAAAUCACACGAGCGAGCUCAUACUGGAGUAAAGCCGUAUCACUGUACUCAGUGUGAGAAGAGUUUCAAACAUUCAUCAAGCCUUCACACUCAUAUGAAAAAAUGUUGCAAGUGAGCAACAUUAGUUUUUUAUUUCAAAUACAUUCAAGUAAAUUCUCUGAGAUAAAAUAUGGAGUUUAUACUAAAAGUACAGUAUCAUCCAAUUUUGUGAAUUUGGUAAUUAAAGUCAUUGUAACUUUUCUGUCAGCAUGGAGUGUGUGCUAAAUAAGCAGGUCUUACUUGAAUUAGAUGUAGUCAAUUCAUUUAUUUAUUUACUAAGUGUAUUUAUAUUGUGUUCUUAUGCAGUACAUGCAAUUAUGAGAAAUAAAACAGAAACAACAUCUUG
Molecule: messenger RNA, 1138 nt
Organism: Megalobrama amblycephala (Wuchang bream)
Lineage: Eukaryota; Metazoa; Chordata; Actinopteri; Cypriniformes; Xenocyprididae
Product: gastrula zinc finger protein XlCGF7.1-like
Exons: 3
Coding region: 110-868 (252 amino acids)
Cellular component (GO): nucleus
Source: RefSeq, a predicted model, not a curated record